Molecule: messenger RNA, 2979 nt
Organism: Triticum turgidum subsp. durum (durum wheat)
Lineage: Eukaryota; Viridiplantae; Streptophyta; Magnoliopsida; Poales; Poaceae
Source: the annotation of a GenBank genome assembly
AUGCCGGCCCCCUUCUCCGCCUGCCGCUUCGCCGCCUGCUGGGUGGUCGACGCCCUCGCCGGCGACGAGGCCCUCGACUUCUCCCUCAUCAAAGGUACCAUCAGCACUGUGGGAGGACCCUCUGCCUAUUCCGACCACCUCGACGCUUUCAAUGAUCUCACCAAGGGUUAUCGGUGCUCCGCAGCGCUGGUGGGCGUCUUGCCGGAGUCCCUCGCGGGCGCACCGGAGGAGACGCGGGAGCGGGUUGCGCUCCGAUGCCUGCAGGAGGUCGUCUCCCUCGCCGCCCCGGGCGAGGGCGAGGGCGAGGCCGCGGCGGCGGCGGUGGCGGGUGGCGGGACGCUUAGGGUUGAUGCCACACGCCCUUGCGAGGAAUUGCUGACUGAGUUGCUCGGACAGGUUGGGAGUUCAGGAAGCUUGGAGAAAGAUAUGCUUCCACCUUUUAGCAAGGAUAUCCAAAAGUUUAUAUGCAUCAAGACACCGGCUUUACAAGAAACUUCUUUGGAGUUGCUUAGAGAAGUGAAACCCGACAUCACGUGUAUGGUCCCACCGCCCCCAGUGGAGAAGGGUGGCAAGAACAAUGGCAAUGACCAGUCGUUGCCCAGUAUCAACCCUGAUCAUCAUGUAAAUGCAGAGAGGCAUGGGUGCCCUACAGAUAGUUCUGAUUUUCAGCGAGAGAGUGUAACCGAUUUUGUCAACGGAACUUUCACAAGAAAUGUGCAGAAGGAUCCUAUGGUGCCAACUCCCGAUUUCUGUGAACCAUCUACGCUGUACAGUAGGUGUUACGACCGCCCUCAAGAAGAUACCAUUGGUGUUGGUGUCAGUGUCAGAUCCGCACAAACGAGUCCAAGUAGUGAUAAUAGAAACAGGUCCAUUACAGCCGAGCCUGCUUCAGCUACCUGCAGUGCUGCUUUGCUUCGAGGUAAUACUGAACUUAUGUCAAAGCAGGUUGCGGCGGAGACUACCAUGUCCCAAGAAAAGAGUCCAACUACCAUUCUUCAACGAGAAUCCUGUGGAGACAAGAACAAAAACUCAUUCCACGAUAAUGAUGGAGAGAGAUCACAUGGUAAUGGCACCAACAUUCAUUUAUCAAAGAAUCUCAGCCAUGAAGGAUUGACCAUGCAGGCUACGGUGGCUCCAGAUUCUGACAGAAACACUGACGCUUUACUGGCAAAUACAUCUGAAACAAGAUCCUUGCCUGAGUUUGUUGCUGUGGAUGGUACAGGCGUAAUUGCAGAACUACAUGGCAGAAAAACUCGAAAGAGUUCACCGCAACAUGACAGCAGUGAGAAAGCAAGUCAUGUUUUGGAUGAGGGUAGUGCUAGGAUUGAGCCAGUGGAAAAGGAUUCUGGUCAUAAUGAAUGGAAUCUACGAACUGCUGGUGUUGUACCUUCUGUUAGCUGCAACGGGGCUGUUCAAGGAGAUAAAUCUGAAACCAACAUUCUACAAGAGAAUGCUACAGGGCCUUCUAAAUUGUUUAAGGAGAAAAAUGAUAAGGUUCUUCUGGAAGUCAGUUGUGCUGACAAAGCCAAUCCAGCACUACAUGAUGAUGGCAACAUCUUGGUAAAUAAUACAUCCGAUGGUAGGAAGACUGCUCUAGAUUCUCGCUGCAAUGCGAUGGAAACAUCAAAUGUGCACCGCUCCAAUGACAGUCCCAGUGGGUUUGCAGCCACUUGUCUUCUAUCAUUGAUGGGCAAUAUGCCUUCCUGUAGUCAGGAUAAAGAUGCCAAUGGUUCCACUCAGGACUUUACGGAACAAGAUUUGUGCAUAAAAUGUGGUAAAGAUGGACAGUUGCUGAAAUGUAGCAGCUGCUCAUUAGUUUCUCAUGAAAGCUGUUUUGGGUCAUCAGUGACAUUUGAUGUUUCUGGCCAGUUUUAUUGCCCUGUAUGUUUCUAUACUAAAGCUAGCGAAGCAUAUCAAAAGGCUAAAAAAACAUAUUUGGAAGCUAGGAAGAGCCUAUCUGCUUUCCUUGGCACAAAGCAAUUCCCAAAGGAACACCAUGAACAAUCUACUGGAAAACAGCAAACAGCUACCAAUAGCAAGGAUCACUCGAAUGAGCAUAAUACAUCCAAAAGGCAAGGUCAGUCUGAAGCAGAUGUCCCUUCUCAUAAGGGUGAAGAACCUGGUGAGCAGAGGAAAAAGCAGAGAACAAAUGAUACAAGUGAUGUACAUCCUGAAGAGGGUCAGCUGAAUGGGUGUGAUGCUUCCAAAAGGCAAGGUAACCAUCAGUCCGAUACAUAUAAUCUUUCUCAUAAGGAACCUGGUCAGCAGAGGAAGAAGCAGAAAACAAAUGCUACAAGUGACGCUUGUCCUGAGGGCGUAAUCGCUCAAAAGGCAUCUUUUGGUCUGAAUUGUGAUAUUGCACCCAAUAAAGAUUGUGUACUCCAAAAUAAAAGAAAACAAGUUGAGCAGUCUGUGGAAGGUGCAGAAGCCCAUGAAGAUGGUAAUGGCAAUUCAUUUUAUGAUGCGCAACAUUCAUCUCAGAAUAGACGCAGUCCUGUUGCCAAUCAGAGUGUUGAGGCUGAAAAACAUGACAGUCUUACAAAUUCUCACGACCCCAAAAGUUCCGAUGAAAUAGAAGCCACAUCUUCAAAUAAUUCUGGCCAUCGGUCGUCGCCUCCUUGGCGAAACAUGAGACGCCACAAAGCAAGAUCCCAAGAAAAGGAGACAGUGGUAUCUUAUAAUUCUAAAAAAGCAUUGCGAUGCCAGGAUCAGCAGAUGCCUUCACCAUCAAGCAAACGAUAUCAACCCAAGCGUUACUGUAAUUCUCCUGCACCACCUGGAAGGCGCCCAAAGCUCUGUUGGACAGAAGAAGAAGAGCAAGCUUUGAGGGAUGCAAUGCUAAAGUUCACCCCAAAGGAUGAUGCACCAAUUCCGUGGACUCAGAUAUUAGAAUAUGGCAAGGAUACAUUUCACAGGUCACGCCUUGCGAGUGAUCUGAGAGUCAAAUGGAGGAAUAUGAAGAAAAAAUCAGGAUCCUAG